CGCGUCCGGCGGAGGCGACCCAUUCGAACUUCUAUUAGAAGCUUUAUUCCGGGCUCUCAACCGUCUUCAUCACCCGUUCAUCAUGCGGGUCUCCGCGAGCCGUGUUGUCCGCGAAGCAGCAUGGCAACCUGGUGCCUUGAGGCAAAGUGCCGAUAAUUGCAAACGUUUCCGAGGGGCAGGUCUCGGCAGGUAUAAAGGCUUGGGGACCGACACUGGACGCUCUGCAUUCCUCUCACUUACCAGCCAAGACCGGGUCUUGACGUGCUUCCUUCAAGUUCUUCCGUCCUUCUUGUCGCUGGCGUACCCUUCUUUGUGAUUUUGUCGUAGUACAACCGCACCAGUCAGGUCAACACACGCAUCAUUUACACCAUGGUCUUCAUCAAGUCUUCCUUCGCGCUUGUCGCCCUCUUUUCUACUCUCGCGUUCUCCGCGCCCGUCCGCCGUGAGGUGCCUCAGGAGCACUCCCACGAGCCGAUCAUCACCAAGGUCCGUGCGAGCUUGAACCUCAACAACCCCGACAAGAUUCAGGACCCUAUCUUCGCUCUCCUCGGCAACGCUGCUGCAGCGGCUGGUGCUGGUGACAUCACCAACCUCGACUGCUUGCAGCAGGCCGUCGCCGACCAGGCGUUCACUAACGCCAAGGCUGCCGGCGACGUCGACGGCCAGGUCAACGCGCUCAUCUUCCGCGCCCUCGAGCGCAACACCGGGUCGGUCGGCCAGGCCUCCGUUCUCUGUACCGAGACGGCGAAGAACCCCGAGGUCGCUGCCAUCCAGCAGCACCAGGACCCUGCGUCGACGGGUGCGGCGGCGACGAACAAGGCGAUCGUGCUCGAGCUCGCGAAGCAGAUCGCGGCGGUCGGCGGCAACCCGCUCGACGCGCUCAAGUCCGGCACGUUCGCCCCUGGAAAGAUCGGGGACCCCACCGCCAAGGGCAACACCUGCGACGACGCCAACGACGCGAACGGCUGCAUCUUCACGCAGAACCUCCUCGUGAACGACGCUACUGAGGACGAGAUCAACCAAGCUGUUGCUGGGAUUUCCGGCAGCGGCAGUUCGUCUGCCGCUGCUACUGCUACUACUGUUGCUAGUGGUUCCGCCGCGACUUGCGCACCGCCCUCAACAGUGACUGUGACGGUCGCUGCCACGGCCACGGCUCGUCGCUGAGCCACGGCUGCCCAAGGUUGCGCUUGAUGACUAGACCUCUUGCCUCUACCACCCUGGCAUGGUGAAAUGAUAUUGCUGCACUACGGGAGGGCACCUCAUACCCCCUCCCGUCAUCGCCCAGUUGUUCUGUUGUCUUUCACAUUCUUGGUUCUUCCAUACUUUCACGUUCUUCUGGGUCCUUGUUUGCAGCAAUGUUGUAUUCUUAGCAUAGGAGCGAUUCCGUUCCAUCUUGCAUUCACCGUACCACUGGUGUUCUAGGUUGUAUCGAUACUAUACGCCCUCUUUAGCUAGCCUUUCAUUCCUUGUCGUACCCGCUCGCUAACAAAUACAAUGCGUUCAUGUCGAGCUUGAGUUUAG
This is a messenger RNA of Dichomitus squalens LYAD-421 SS1, 1521 nucleotides long. RefSeq lists its product as uncharacterized. Lineage: Eukaryota; Fungi; Basidiomycota; Agaricomycetes; Polyporales; Polyporaceae. The coding region runs from base 370 to 1164 and encodes 264 amino acids. The record is from RefSeq and is a predicted model, not a curated record. The transcript has 4 exons.